AUGGAGCUGCCAAACCGACCUGCCACUGAGAACAUUGCCCUUGAAGCAGGUCAACAAACUCGCCAGCUUAUCCCACGCCCUCUUUCAAAUAAGAGCAACGCCUUGUCUGGCGAUAAAAUUUCCCAGAUUGGACGAUAUUUACGCCUGGGUUGGAAAUGUGAAGCCAUCGCGAGCGCCUGCAACGUUUCAAGAGCCACUAUCUUCCGGUAUCAAAGCAACCUCUUGCGGUAUGGCAGCCUCCGGAAACCUGCUUAUCGAAGCCUAGGACGAGCAAGGAAGCUAUCUCAAGCAGACGAGGAUGCUGUUUUUGAAUAUCUCCUUCAUGAGAGCUGGCGGCAACAAGAUGAAGUCAGAUCCUGGUUAUAUUAUGAGCGUGGUGUGGAUGUUAGUGUGCCAACAAUAUCUCGAUUAUUUAAGCGCCGUAAAUGGUCAAGAAAACAGCUUAAGCGAAUCUCGUUAAACCGGAGUGAACCUCUUCGCCGUGCCUAUCUUGAUGAUAUACGCCAAUUUGCAGCGGAUGAUCUUGUCUUCCUUGACGAGUCGAUAUUUAACGAGAAAACGGGCUGGCGUCGACACGCAUAUAAAUUAGGGCAAGACAUGGAGCAUCUGCGCAGCAAUGACGCUGGAGGGCUAUCUUCCCUUACUGGUGACUUUGCGGAUUGGCUUGAAACAAAAUUGAUACCAGCACUCAGCCAGAUACACCGAUUCCCAAUGGUUAUUGUUCUUGAUAAUGUCAAGAUCCAUACACGCGAACACGUUAGUCAGAUUAUUGAGAGCGCAGGACAUCUUAUUCGAUAUUUACCACCAUAUUCACCCGAUUAUAACCCGAUAGAACUCACCUUUAGUGUUCUUAAAUCAUGGAUGAAAAGGAACUGGAUUUUCUUGCGUGAGACAUGCAGCAACUACGGUGAAUUUAUCCAUCUUUCGAUUCAACAGAGUCGUUGUGAUAGAUUCGCCAGAAAACACUUUAAACACGCUGGGAAUGGAGUGUAUAUUGAAGAGAAAGAACUCAUUGAAUUUCAUCAAUUUCUCGCGCAGUAUGAGGCAGAUCUAAGCGUCAACUUAUUCAGUGAAUAG
Messenger RNA from Talaromyces stipitatus ATCC 10500, 1077 nucleotides. RefSeq lists its product as uncharacterized. The transcript is spliced from 3 exons. Lineage: Eukaryota; Fungi; Ascomycota; Eurotiomycetes; Eurotiales; Trichocomaceae. Gene Ontology annotation, molecular function: nucleic acid binding. The coding region runs from base 1 to 1077 and encodes 358 amino acids. The record is from RefSeq and is a predicted model, not a curated record.